AUGUCAUUCCGGUCCAGGACCGUUGUGGAGGGAGGAGAAAUAAUAGAGGAAGGAAAAGGAAAGGGUGUGUCAAAAUCGUUGGUGGUUACGCUCGAUGCUGGUCGGGCUCAAGCCUUGAUUCUACAUCGUCAACUCAAUGGAGUGAGAUAUAGAGAACUUAAGUCGAACGUUAGCAUCGAAAAUUUCUCAAAUGAUGACGACGAUGAAGGAAAAUUUGUUUCUGAUGAAAAUUCGGAUGAGUUUUCAUGUGCUGAGAGUGAGGAGGAUAUUACCGAAGAAGAUGAUAUGGAUAUGGAGAAGGAGGAUAUGGAAGUAUCAAUAGCCAAUCGAGGAGGAGAUGAUGAAGAUGAUAUCAUUUAUACUACCGAUGAAGAUGUGGAGGUUGUGAAAAAGAAGAAAGGUGGUGCCUUGGGCGGUGGAGUAUCUAAAGGGGGGGGGCAAUAA
Messenger RNA from Botrytis porri, 444 nucleotides. RefSeq lists its product as uncharacterized. NCBI's taxonomy places the organism in Eukaryota, Fungi, Ascomycota, Leotiomycetes, Helotiales, Sclerotiniaceae. The coding region runs from base 1 to 444 and encodes 147 amino acids. The transcript is spliced from 2 exons. The record is from RefSeq and is a predicted model, not a curated record.